GUGAUGCACACUGGGGCUGAUCAAGUGCUAGAAAUAUUCCAAAGUACUAGGUCUUCCGUAUCAGUCGUUAAAUACAUAUUUUCACCCGUUACUUGCCAUUUCACUGUAUGCCAUCAAGCUAGAGCUAACCGAAAAGCAUGUCUGCAGCAUGUCUCGAUGAACUGAUUUGUAUUGACUUUGGACCGAGGUUUUUAGACCAUGCAUCGACCUCCCUCCCCAGAUAGUGGCUUUCUCUUACAUCUUGCUCAGACUUUGUGUCUCGAAUAUGUCAUCCAAACUCAUACCCAGACCCCUCAAUGCUGACCUGCCUGCGGUUCGCACAGCUCUCGGGAUGGAGUAUACGCGGUUCAGUGACUGGAAGGAUGAUGUUCGUAAGAUUGCUGCGGAGCAUUUGGAGCUGGACAGACCACUCAGUCGCCAAACUUCUCGACAUUGGAAGAGAUUCCUGAAAGCGGUUUGCAAGCAAUUCCCGCGCCUGAUGCGAUUUGAGGACCAAUGGCCUCUUCGCAUCUACAUGAUCAAAUAUCUCGGACAAACAACUCAUCGCUGCAAACAUUCAAGCGGGAGCCCGCCAAGGGUGAAAAGACAUAAAAACCGCAAACAGACAUCCGCCGAACGCCGUGUUCGGUUUGUGCCGCCCAAAUCUGAGGAAGUCCAAGACUAUGCGUUGUCUAUGCGUGCAACAAUGUCUGCUGAGCCUACCCAAGGCGAUAACCGCAGACAUACCACAGGAGCUGUAGAAACCGACACAGAAGUAACGGAGAAUGACGCAGAAGUGAUAAACAACGACAUAACAAGAAGUCUCGAGGAGAUUAUCAAGUCGCCUGCAAGUAUUAGUGCAGGGUUAUCUAUUCUGCGGGCAGUAGAACCAGAACCACUGUCAUUCGGCGCACCAGAGGUGGACAAGCUAGACACAUUCUUACUGAUCCUCGAUCCGGCGCUGUUGGAAAUAGCUGAUCAGCUGCGAAAGGUGGGAAUACGGAGAGAAACCGAUCUCAUCAGGGCCUUCCACUUUCCGCAGAAGACACGAGAUCUCUUCUUUCAAGUCGAUGCAGGCCUUUCCAAAUACCACUUCACACUUCUCGAGGAAGCCUUGAAGGACGGUGAAAGGCGUGAAACAUAUAGUUUUUAGUAUUUCCGCUUUCAACGUGUCAUUACUGAGACACGCAUGAUUCGCGAUGUAUGUAUCCGAGGACGAAGCUGGUAUUGAUACAUGAUAGGAGGAACAAACUGGUA
Molecule: messenger RNA, 1236 nt
Organism: Somion occarium
Lineage: Eukaryota; Fungi; Basidiomycota; Agaricomycetes; Polyporales; Cerrenaceae
Source: the annotation of a GenBank genome assembly